CAGCCCCGGUGGGGAUUACCCCAGGCGCCGUCCUGUCCCCGGAGGAGGCAGAGUCCGCCGAGGAGACGCGCGUGCGCGUGCGCCCGGGCCGUCCCUCCGGGCUGGGAGGGGGCCUCCCGCUCCACCCCAACUUUCUGCGCUGGGUCUUCGUUUUCUAAAGGCCCGAUGGCCGUUCCGGAGAGACGACUCCGGAGGCGAGGCCCGGAGGUCCCCGCCCUGUCCGGCCAGUUCUCCCACACGGGCCGAGAUGCGGGUGGCCGGCGGGCUUGCUGACCGCACCCGCGACUGGGGGGGCCGGGACCUCUGGAUCGCCGGCGUCGGCCCCGCGCCGCUGUCGUGAGUAGGGGCGCAUGGCCGGGCCCGAGCUACCUUUCCUCCUUGCAGGCCCUGGCGGCCCCGCAGCCAUGCCGACCUGCGGGGCGGCUCCUGAGGCCCCCGACCGCUUUGCCGUGUCUGCGGAAGCCGAGGCGACGGUGUGGGAGCAGCAGCCCCACGUGCAGCGCAUCUUCCGCGUGAGCGUGAGCGUCCUCCCGAAGGACUGUCUCGAGAACCCUCAUAUCUGGCUGCAGCUCGAGGGGCCCAAGGAGAACGUCUGCAGGGCCAAGGAAUUUCUCAAGGGUCUCUGCAGUCCAGAGCUGCAGAACGAACUCCACUAUCCCCCAGAACUGCACUGUAUCUUCGUGGGAGCCCAGGGCUUCUUCCUUGAGUGCCUCGCCUGGAGCACAGCUGCCCAUCUGGUGCCUGGUGUGCCUGGAACACUGAGGGUCAGCGGCCUGACCGAGGCCUUCGUCAUGGCUCAGAGCCGAGUGGAGGGCCUGGUGGAGCGGCUGAGCUGGGACCUUUGGCCGGGGCCACCCCCUGGCACGCCUCAGUGUGCUGCAGUGCUGAGGGACUUCUCUGCACUGAUCCAGUCACGGGCUGAUGUCCAUAGAGAGGCUUUGUUGCAGCUGCCUCUGGCUGUCCAGGAGGAACUGCUGAGCCUGGCUCACGAGGCAUCCCGGGGGCGGGGACCACAGGGCUCUCCCUCCUGGGAGCUGGGGAGCCCAGAAGUGCUGGAUGCUCAGUCUCUGGGAGUCAGAGCUCCCUGGGAAGCAGCUGGGGAGCCCCGAGACACUGGGCCUCCAGGGCAGCGAGAUGCGUGCGCAGAAGGAUGGGCUGUGGGGGACCAGGGGAAGCAGAGUGGCCCCGGGGAAGGCUGGACGGAGCUGCAUUGGGAUGAGGUCCAGUGGAAGCAAACGGCCUUGAGGCCCCAGUCGGCACAGCCCCCGAAAGGGAAGGCCCUGGGGAAGAAGGGGGCUCUUCCGGAGGGGGGUGUGGUGUGUGUCCAGGCUGAGCCCCCUGGUGUCCCAGGGCCCGGUCUGCGGACAGCUCAGUCCCGGGGAGCCUCCCUCCACCAGCGUCUGCACAACGGGAAAGCCGCACCGCCCAGAGUGCCCAGCCCCCUGCCAACCCCUGAGCCUCUGUGGCACACUGCGGACCGAGGGGACCAAGGGGACCGGGGAGACAGGCAGCAGGGCGGGUCUCGAGGUCGGGGAUCUGCCUGGAAAGGUACGCGAGGGGGCAACUUGGUGACCGGCACUCAGCGUUUCCAAGAGGCUCUGCAGAACCCCUUCACCCUGUGCCUUGCCAAUGUGCCCGGCCAGCCAGACCUCCGCCAUAUUGUCAUUGAUGGCAGCAACGUGGCCAUGGUCCAUGGCCUCCAGCACUACUUCUCCAGCCGGGGCAUCGCCAUUGCUGUGCAGUACUUCUGGGACCGGGGCCAUCGGGACAUUACCGUGUUUGUGCCUCAGUGGCGCUUCAGUAAGGACUCCAAAGUCAGAGAGGGACACUUUCUGCAAAAGCUGUACUCCCUCAGCUUGCUCUCUCUCACUCCCUCCCGGGUUGUGGAAGGCAAGAGGAUCUCCUCCUAUGACGACAGGUUCAUGGUGAAGCUGGCUGAAGAAACGGACGGCAUCAUUGUCUCCAAUGACCAGUUCCGGGACCUGGCAGAGGAGUCUGACAAGUGGAUGGCCAUCAUCAGAGAGCGUCUGCUUCCCUUCACCUUUGUGGGCAAUCUCUUCAUGGUCCCGGAUGACCCGUUAGGGCGAAACGGCCCCACACUGGAGGAUUUUCUGAAGAAACCAGUCAGGACACAGGGGUCUGCUAAAGCUCAAAAUCCGGCCAGGGGCCUCCCAGAACAUGGCCCUCCACGGCCGGGGAAAGAAGAGGAAAAAGUCAGUGGCAUCCGGAAGAACCGGGAGACGGAGCGGCUUCGGAGGCAACUGCUCGAGGUGUUUUUGGGCCAAGACCACAAGGUGGACUUUGUCCUCCAGCGGGAGCCAUACUGCCGGGACAUCAACCAGCUCUCAGAGGCACUGCUCAGCCUGAACUUCUGAGUGCUGCCGCGCCUGGCCUCCCUCGUGCUGCUCAGACCCACACUGGUCCUGACUUGGUGCUUUGCCCGAGGGAGGCGCUCCAGUCCUCGCUAAGCGCCUU
This is a messenger RNA of Sorex fumeus (smoky shrew), 2475 nucleotides long. RefSeq names its product KH and NYN domain containing (gene KHNYN). Gene Ontology annotation, cellular component: nucleus; cytoplasmic ribonucleoprotein granule. The transcript is spliced from 7 exons. The record is from RefSeq and is a predicted model, not a curated record. NCBI's taxonomy places the organism in Eukaryota, Metazoa, Chordata, Mammalia, Eulipotyphla, Soricidae. The coding region runs from base 351 to 2375 and encodes 674 amino acids. Gene Ontology annotation, molecular function: RNA endonuclease activity; mRNA binding.